AUGAGCUCUUCGGGAACAGCUUCAAAAGUAAAGUUAUCAUCUUUAUUCACAAACCCACAAAGGCCCACAUCUUCAAAUUCCAAAACUUCAAGCAAGCUUUCAUCUUUGUUCAUCAAGAACCAAGGCACGCCCACUUCUUCAAAUCCCACAACUUCAUCAGAAAACCUAAUUUCCAAAGUUCCAAUCCAAACCCAACUUGAAAAAUUUCUCGAAACCAACUGUAAGUCAGGUGAUGUUACCAUCAAUGAAGCGCUGCACUAUUUUGAGCACAUGAUUCAAAUGCAACCCACUCCUCCAAUUUGGUCAUUCAAUCGUUUAUUUGGUGGACUUGCCAAGAGUAAGCAUUGCUCUCAAGUUUUUUUGUUUUACAAUAAGUUAAUAUCAGUUGGGUUGUUGCCUAAUUUCAUUACGCUUAAUAUUUUGCUUAAUUGCUUUUGUAACGUGACCCGGGCUCGUGAUGGUUUUGUGGUUAUGGGAAGUCUUUUAAGGAGGGGCUAUAGACCAAGUACUGUGACUUAUACGGCAUUGCUUAAAGGGUUGUGUAUGGAGGAUAGGAUUGAUGAGGCAACCAGGUUGUUUAAGACAAUGAUCAAGUUGGGGUGUCAGCCUACUGUGGUUACUUUUGGUACUUUGGUUAACGGGUUGUGUCGAACAGGAAAUACGAAUAUUGCCCUUCGGUUACAUGAAGAAAUGGCUAAUGGGAAUGGUGUCUAUGGUGUUGAGUUGCUCUAA
This is a messenger RNA of Prunus armeniaca (apricot), 732 nucleotides long. NCBI's taxonomy places the organism in Eukaryota, Viridiplantae, Streptophyta, Magnoliopsida, Rosales, Rosaceae. The record is from the annotation of a GenBank genome assembly.